Molecule: messenger RNA, 2495 nt
Organism: Nelumbo nucifera (sacred lotus)
Lineage: Eukaryota; Viridiplantae; Streptophyta; Magnoliopsida; Proteales; Nelumbonaceae
Product: phosphatidylinositol/phosphatidylcholine transfer protein SFH8-like
Source: RefSeq, a predicted model, not a curated record
AUCCCCUAAAAUCUUUUCAAUUUUGAUCCCGUACUUCUUACCAGUAAUAUUUAUUAUUUAUUAUUAUUUUGUACAUUAAUUUUCUUCUCUUUCUCUCUUCAGCCCUUCUCUCCCCCUUUCGCCCUCAGCUCACGAAGGGAUUCUCCCAUUAAUGCUCGAGGAUCCAUACCGGUCGAAGGUUUCGAUCAAAGAAUUUAUUAUUAUUACCCUUCGAUUUAUCUCCUCCCGGCGAACGCUUUCAGAAUGUAGGUAUUUUUAGGGUUUCAGGUGAUACGGUGAUGCGUGGUUGAUUCUAUUCGCUUGAUAUUUCUUGUCUCGAUUGGAGAAAGUAGGGAUGUCGGGACCGCUCGAUCGAUUCGCUAGGCCUUGUUUUGAGGGGUUUUCUAGUCAUGAUGAAAGAAGAGAACGGAAAUCUGAUUUUGAAAAUUCAGAGGAUGAAAGGAGGACGAGAAUUGGGUCCCUAAAGAAGAAAGCAAUAAAUGCAUCAACUAAAUUCAGACAUUCUCUUAAGAAAAAGAGCAGUAGGAGGAAAAGCGAUGGCCGAGUCGUUUCAGUUUCAAUAGAGGAUGUCCGGGAUGUAGAGGAGCUACAGGCUGUAGAUGCAUUUCGACAAGCUCUUCUAUUGGAUGAAUUGCUGCCUGAAAGACAUGAUGAUUAUCACAUGAUGUUAAGAUUUUUGAAAGCAAGAAAGUUUGAUAUUGAGAAAGCGAAACACAUGUGGGCUGAAAUGCUUCAGUGGAGAAAGGAUUUUGGUACUGACACUGUUAUGGAGGACUUUGAGUUCAAAGAGUUGAAUGAAGUUUUACAGUACUACCCUCAUGGCCAUCAUGGCGUGGAUAAGGAAGGAAGACCUGUAUACAUUGAAAGAUUAGGAAAAGUUGAUCCAAACAAGCUCAUGCAAGUGACAAACAUGGAUCGGUACGUGAAAUACCAUGUGCAGGAAUUUGAGAAGAGCUUUGCAAUCAAGUUUCCAGCAUGCUCAAUUGCUGCAAAAAGGCACAUUGAUUCGAGUACAACAAUUCUUGAUGUUCAAGGCGUGAGUUUAAAGAAUUUCAGCAAAGCUGCUCGAGAACUCAUUAUGCGGCUGCAGAAGGUUGAUAAUGACAACUACCCUGAGACACUUUAUCGGAUGUUUAUCAUCAAUGCUGGUCCUGGUUUUAGGCUUCUAUGGAGCACUGUGAAGACUUUUCUGGAUCCAAAAACAACUUCCAAGAUUCAUGUUCUUGGCAACAAAUACCAGAGCAAGUUGCUUGAAAUAAUUGAUGCCAGUGAAUUGCCAGACUUUCUUGGUGGUAGCUGUAACUGUGCAGAUCAGGGUGGUUGCCUAAGGUCUGAUAAAGGACCAUGGAAGGAUCCAAGCAUAUUGAAGAUGGUUCUUAAUGGGAAGAUAAUUGCUUAUGCUAGACCACACUAUCCAACUCAGAUAAAAGGUGGUGACACAUCAACUGCUGAGUCUGGGUCUGAAGCUGAGGACAUUGCUUCCCCUAAAGCAAUGAGAAGUUAUUCACAUACCCGUUUGACGCCUGUUCAUGAAGAAGCUAAGGUAGCUGGAAAGGCAAGUUACAAUGCUUGCUUGUCGGAGUACGAUGAAUAUGUGCCCAUGGUUGACAAAGCUGUGGAUGCUGGAUGGAAGAAACAAGUAUCCUUUCAAAGGUCUUCUUCCAAAGGCAUAUACCCUUCACCUGAAACUCAAAAGGCUCCAGAAGGAAUUCGAGCUCAGUUUUUCAGAGUAUUUAUGGCAUUUGUCAUGAUGCUAUAUGCUCUCUUCCAUUCACUGAAGUCCCGUGUAUUGAAGAAGCUUCCUGAUCCAUCAAGUUGUGACCCCAAAGUUUCCAACUUCACACCUGAUCCAGUAUCCAAGGAAGAGUUUCGCCCUCCUUCACCAACUCCAGGAUUUACAGAGACAGACCUCCUCUCAUCCGUGCUGUUGAGACUUGGGGAGUUGGAGGAGAAGGUAGACAUGCUUCAAGCAAAGCCAAUUGAAAUGCCUUAUGAUAAAGAAGAGCUGUUAAAUGCUGCUGUUUGCCGUGUUGAUGCAUUGGAAGCAGAGCUUAUUUCCACAAAGAAGGCUUUGCAUGAAGCUCUAAUGAGACAAGAAGAACUACUUGCCUACAUAGACCGUCAAGAAGAAGCCAAAUUCCGAAAAAAGAAGUUUUGCUGGUGAAUGGGAGGUUGCACCGGAAAGGUUCUGAUGCAGAUUUGCAUACGAGCAGCAGACAAUGUAUUCCUUGACAUUUCCAUAUAUACAUUUGAGAAGAGCAUGAAUAGGCCAUAUUGAUGUCCACUUGUCACCUUUUACUGUCCUGAGGAAUGCAGAAUCUGAUGAAAAUAAAUUUACAUUAAUUAUAUGUUAUCACACCUUUUUGUUUUCUUUUCUUUGCGUUCAAAGUGUUAUUUGAGUUCAUAUACUUCGAAAGAGUAAUGUAAGAAAAUGAAGUAUGUUGUGAAAGAGCCUUUCAUUGCUUGAAGUUGUGAGAUUCGGUUUAUUUACUUUA